AUGAGGCCGACCGCUGCUCUUCGCCUGCAGGCGACCAGGAUCCUCAGAUCCAACGCGCACCCUGACCCGAAGGCCGGAAAAUACCUAGGCAGCUGGGGCGACUUUGGCUCCCCAACGCAAAAGGGAAUUAUUACAUACGCCAUGUCUGCCAACCAGCAAAACCCUCUUGCCGGCACCAUGCAUGCCGCUGUCUUCAACGUCGCUCGCCGUACCGCCCAUCAGAUUCUCUACUGGCUCCCACCCCUGGUGGCUGCAUAUGUGGCCAUGCAAUGGGCUACAGAAAGAAACGAGUACCUGAACUCGAAGCCGGGACGGGAGGAAUUCGCGGAUGCUGAAGAAUAG
This is a messenger RNA of Cyphellophora europaea CBS 101466, 342 nucleotides long. RefSeq lists its product as uncharacterized. Bases 1 to 342 code for a protein of 113 amino acids. The record is from RefSeq and is a predicted model, not a curated record. Lineage: Eukaryota; Fungi; Ascomycota; Eurotiomycetes; Chaetothyriales; Cyphellophoraceae. Gene Ontology annotation, biological process: mitochondrial electron transport, ubiquinol to cytochrome c. The transcript is spliced from 4 exons.